Messenger RNA from Sebastes umbrosus (honeycomb rockfish), 2051 nucleotides. It is a transcript of the gene srm, whose product is annotated as spermidine synthase. The record is from RefSeq and is a predicted model, not a curated record. Gene Ontology annotation, cellular component: cytosol. Bases 136 to 1020 code for a protein of 294 amino acids. Lineage: Eukaryota; Metazoa; Chordata; Actinopteri; Perciformes; Sebastidae. Gene Ontology annotation, molecular function: spermidine synthase activity. The transcript has 8 exons. Gene Ontology annotation, biological process: spermidine biosynthetic process.
AUUGGCUCGCAUAACGGUACGUCAGUGACGUCAGUGGCAUCCCAUUGGCUAUAUUAGGAGACAUCACGUUGACGGUCUAGUGUCAGAGCCUCACUUUAACAACACGUUGGUUCUCUGGAAGCUGAAGCUGUCAUCAUGGAGCACAUCAUGAACGGGUGGUUCACGGAGCUGUGCCCGCUGUGGCCGGGCCAGGCGAUGAGCCUCCAGGUGGAUGAGAUCCUCUACCAGAAGAAGUCCAAGUUCCAGGACAUUCUGGUGUUCAAGAGUAAAACCUACGGGAACGUCCUGGUGCUGGAUGGAUUGAUCCAGGUCACAGAGAGGGAUGAGUUUUCCUAUCAGGAGAUGAUUGCCAACCUUCCUCUGUACAGUCACCCUUGCCCCAAGAAGGUGCUGAUUAUUGGAGGUGGAGAUGGCGGAGUGCUGAGGGAAGUGGUGAAGCAUCCUCUGGUGGAGUCGGUGGUUCAGUGUGAGAUAGAUGAGGAGGUCAUUAAUGCGUCGAAGAAGUUCCUCCCGGGGAUGGCCACAGCGUUUUACAACCCCAAGGCCAACCUCCAUGUUGGAGACGGCUUUGAGUUCAUGAAGAAGAACCAGGAUGCCUUCGACGUCAUUAUAACCGAUUCCUCAGACCCCGUCGGGCCUGCUGAGAGUUUGUUCAAGGAGUCUUACUAUCAACUGAUGAAGAUGGCGUUGAGGAAGGGUGGAAUCAUUUGUUCCCAGGGAGAGUGUCAAUGGCUCCAUUUGGAGUUGAUAAAGGAGAUGCAAACCUUCUGCAAGACCUUAUUCCCCGUGGUGGACUACGCCUACUGCACCAUCCCAACGUAUCCCAGUGGCCAAAUUGGAUUCAUGCUCUGCAGUAGAAAUCCUGAAACAAAUUUCAAGGAACCGGCGAGAGCGCUGUCGAAAGAAGACUCGGAAAGUAUGACCCUUAAAUAUUACAACACUGAAAUUCACAGAGCAUCAUUCGUCCUGCCCGAGUUCGCCAAAAAGUAUCUUUCCCAACCGUCGGCAGGUACUCCGUGAAGCAUGACCAGCAUCAACAGAGCACCAUGUUCAUCCUCUACCUGGCCCCUCAGAUCACCGAUAAACCACCUCGUUCUCUGGCUCCUUCACCUCCUCAACACAGUUCAGCACCACUGAAGAGAGCUGCCUCCUAAACAGUUUACGGGGGCGCCUAAUAUUCAGUCUUGCUGAGUUAUAUACAACGAGUUAAUGUUUCGUUCCUUCCAGUCUUACAUGCUCUCUGUGUUUUUUUUAUUUUACGGAUGUAUUUGUUUUCUUCAUUUUUACUCUGUAACCGUCUCAUCGGUAUUCUUGUGAAGAGCGAUUUAACGGGCUGGGCCGAGUGGGAAGAGCAUUUACCGUCGAAACCGGACCUCACUCUGAAACUGUGUACUGUCUAUCGGAUUCAUUGUCAUAUACGCAUUAUGUAGUGCAUUACAUACCACACAGAGUAAAUGUAAUGUAUACUUUUAUUUGUAAUGUUUAAUAUCAGUUUGUGCUCAUAUAGGAUAAAACGCACGGUUGCCAUCUGUCAUGACUGUAUAUUCAGAUUACUGAUGUGUCCUCUUACACAUGAACCCUAUAGUGCCUGAAAUUGGUUGAACUUGUUCUGUAUCUAUCAAAGUGUACCAGGCACACGCGCAUAGUGGCCUCAAAGAAAGCUCAAGUGUUAAUAGUUGAGAAAAGUGUCCCUUUAAAAAGAACUUCAGAUGAAAUAAAUUUGCUCAGCUUUGACCAUCAAUUUGAUAUAAAAGUCUUUAUGAAGUUUAAAUGCAAAAAUUAAGCUAAAAAAUUCAACAGGGCAUUGGAGCUUUGCAUCGCGAGAAAUGUCUUUUUAAUAUGUUACUUAUGCAAUUAUUAACUUGCAGUAUUGACUAGCGGUAGUUGGCUUGUACUGUUGUAAGCCUGUUUGCUGAGUCAUUUACACGGUCAGUUACCUAUUAUUAGCUGUAUGUCCACAUUGAAUCUGUCGAUGAAUAGUGUCACAUCACCUGAGCAAUGAAUUUGUGGUUUUUAUAAGAGCUGUAAUAAAUUGGUAACAUGAAAAUGGU